Molecule: messenger RNA, 648 nt
Organism: Ostertagia ostertagi
Lineage: Eukaryota; Metazoa; Nematoda; Chromadorea; Rhabditida; Trichostrongylidae
Source: the annotation of a GenBank genome assembly
AUGUAUAUUUAUUAUACGAUAGUGCUAUUGAUCACAGAAGUAGCAAUGACCUCUUCAGCUGUCGAUACGCAAGCACUUGUCUUGUACGAUGACAAUCAGACUCCGCUAAAACGAUUCUCAGCACGGGAGAAGUCGGUGACAGUUGGCUCAUUCGUAAUUCACCUGAAACAAAGCUGGAAUGAAAAUGGAGUUGCCGGUGUUUUGUGGGACUCGGCAAUCGUACUCUCUGAAUAUCUCGUCACCCAUCCGGAUCUUGUUCGUGGUCAUCGAGUACUCGAGUUGGGUGCCGGUCUCGGACUGCCGUCCAUCGUUGCUGCCAAGCUUUCUGCCAAGAGAGUAAUGGCCACAGAUCAGCCUUUAGCAAUAUCAUUGCUCAGGGAAAAUAUCAUUGCGAAUCUGCGUGAAGAGGAAAUGUCGGCUGUUAGUAUCGUACCGCUAGAUUGGGCAACUCUUCCCGAAGAGCCUUUGUCAGCAAACAUCAUUUUGGGCGCUGAUUUAGUUUAUAACGAAGAAGUCUUUGAAGCCUUGAGAAAAGCGAUUAUGCAGCUGAUUACUACUGAUAAUUUUAUGUUAAUGGCGAGCAAGAUUCGCUAUCCUAAGGAUAAACGCUUUUACGAGACUCUGAGAGAUGAUUUUGAUGUAACUCAG